Messenger RNA from Nothobranchius furzeri (turquoise killifish), 917 nucleotides. It is a transcript of the gene lnp1, whose product is annotated as leukemia NUP98 fusion partner 1. Lineage: Eukaryota; Metazoa; Chordata; Actinopteri; Cyprinodontiformes; Nothobranchiidae. The record is from RefSeq and is a predicted model, not a curated record.
UCCAGGAAUAGCAGAACAAAAACAACACCACAGGAGGCUCCAGAGACAUCCUGACUGAAUGAGCUGGAAUCACAUUUAAAUCUGCUCUGCUGGAACUCGCUGCACAGCUCCAUCAUGUCUCUGAGACUGCUGCCUGCCAUCGGCAUGGACAACGAUGAGGACGACGAUGGCAACUUUACCAAGUGGAUGAGUAGCUACUGGGGUCAUGGAGCAGACGGCGGACAUUCCAAGGAGAGAACGCGCAGCUUCAGGAGGUCAUCCAAACAGCACAUUGAUAGGAGAGCAUCACUCCCAACUGUGACACAGUUAGAUGCCAUGAAGUUAAACAGGAUUCACACAGCAACAGUGGCACCAAGAUUGGAAAAAGGGGAGGCCAGGCCCCACCAGAGAGGCCACCAUCUCUCCUCAGAGGAGAACCGCCCUAAGACGGCCAUCCCAGAGAACCGCAUCGCUACCAUCCCAGAGCUCGCAGAGUCACUGGAGAGGAAGCUUUGUCUGAGCAAAAAGAGGACGGGCUCACAGAGUAAUGAAGACAAGCUGCGCUUGAUCUGUCAUGAAGAUCUGUGUAAAAGUGGGGUAGUUGAAGAGCUUCCCUGCUCACACCGUUUCCACAAAGAGGAUCGGAGGCCAGAGCAGAAUCUGCACCGCAGGAGCAGUGACACAGCAGGUACUCAGGUCAGGAGGCUCUCAGACGAGAGGAGGAGAAGAUCUGCAGACGGCCCUAUUUCCCCUCCAAAAGGGCUCUUCACAUUUCGUCGUCAGCUUUCCCUGCGAAGACAUCGCUGACUUCAGUCUGUGGAAGAACAUCACCAUUCAUCAGAAAAGUUGAAGAAUGUCCAUCCUUGGGCCAGACAUCGGGGCCAUUUACUGUGAUAUGUUCAACCCUCCCACUGUCUUUAUGGGUGACCCCGCGAGGA